This is a messenger RNA of Octopus sinensis (East Asian common octopus), 1300 nucleotides long. RefSeq names its product E3 ubiquitin-protein ligase MIB2-like. Gene Ontology annotation, cellular component: cytoplasm. NCBI's taxonomy places the organism in Eukaryota, Metazoa, Mollusca, Cephalopoda, Octopoda, Octopodidae. Gene Ontology annotation, biological process: signal transduction; protein ubiquitination. The record is from RefSeq and is a predicted model, not a curated record. The transcript has 8 exons. Gene Ontology annotation, molecular function: protein binding; ubiquitin-protein transferase activity. Bases 115 to 1035 code for a protein of 306 amino acids.
AUAGCGAAUAUCAGACAGAAAAUUUCGGAGGAUGACAUUGAAGGGUUUAAAAAAUUAAUAAGAAAGGAUCCAACAAUAGGUUCACUUCAGUUGGAUAUUCGGAACAAAAAUAAAAUGACACCAUUGCUUGAAGCCGUUUCCCGGGGUCACCUCGGAAUGACACACAAGCUAAUAGCCCUGGGUGCAAGCAUAAAUGCUGUUGAUGGUGAAGGUAACAGCUGUUUGCACCUUGCCAUGGAAACAGAAGUGUUUAAUUCCGAGGGUGCACCCAUGGAUUUACUAAACGAAUGCUGCACUGCCACCAACCUAAAAAAGAAAAGAAGUCUCUCUGGUAUAGUGGUUGCGAGAUAUCUCGCCAGCCAGGGAGCUGACUUUCACCAUAAAAACAACAAAAAUAACAGACCAUUGGACCUCAUUAAGGACCCAAAUUUGAGAAAAAACUUAGAAACAUUUUUACAACCACAAUGUUUGCUGUGCAGAAAUAAAGCGGCCACAACAAAAGUUCAUCCCUGUGAACACCUUCUGACAUGUGAAGAAUGUUCAAACAUUCCACUUCAACAAUGUCUGAAGUGUUUAAAACCUGUAAUAACAGGCAGAGGUCGAGUUGAGGCUCCAAAGUUUGAGGACAGGCGUGUAAAAACAGAGGCUACAUGUCAGGAAUUAGGGGCUGCAUCUCAGGUAAUAGAGGCUCCAAAGUUUGAGGACAGGCGUGUAAAAACAGAGGCUACAUGUCAGGAAUUAGGGGCUGCAUCUCAGGUAAUAGAGAGUCCAGUUCUGAAGGAGAGGAAUCUGAUGAGAGUGGCUAAGAGGUUAGGAAGUGAUUGGUGGCAAGUGGCUAUUUUUUUAGGAGUUGAUACAACUGAACUGAAAAUUGAUGAUGAGUCUAUUGACACUGUAAAACAAGGCUACCUGAUGCUUCGCGAAUGGUUCAAAAAUUGCGACCCAGAAACACGGACACACGCAACAUUACGUGCAGCUCUUGAAGAAGCUGAAUGUUUCACUGCGAUGGAAUGUCUGUCAUUAGACGCAAAGUGAAUUUCCAUGUAACUGUUGUUUAGCUUCAGAUUAACCUUGACCAAACAGAGUCUUUUGAUCAAACGCAUUCCAGCCAGGACCAUCAUGCCUAUUUACAAAGAGAACCCACAACCAUCUCGUCCAAUAUGCCCUUCUGUACAGUGAUAUCGUGUGAAUUUAGCUACUAAUUCUAGCAGGUAUAUCAACCACAUUGUGAUCCCAUCACUGGUUUUGCUCCUUUGUUAAAAAUUCACUUUUAAAAUAAAGACAAAGUUUGAAAUGUUCA